Messenger RNA from Cajanus cajan (pigeon pea), 825 nucleotides. The record is from RefSeq and is a predicted model, not a curated record. Lineage: Eukaryota; Viridiplantae; Streptophyta; Magnoliopsida; Fabales; Fabaceae.
UUUGUUCUUCCUUGUUUCAGCUCAUCUUUGGAUGCUGCGGAUGAAGAUGAGGAUGAUGACAAUUCAUCAGCAAGUAGUGAAGCACUCGGCUCUAGAAAGAGGAGGAGAAAGACAGAGCGAAAGCUUGAAGGUUUUGUGAAGAAUUUGGUGACAAAGGUGAUGGAAAAGCAAGAGCUGAUGCACAGACAGUUAGUGGAAAUGAUAGAGAACAAGGAAAGGGAAAGGAUAAAGAGAGAAGAAGCUUGGAAACACGAGGAGAUGGAGAGAAUCAGAAAAGAUGAAGAAGCUAGAGCCCAAGAGAGGUCCCGCAAUUUGGCCCUCAUAUCCUUCAUUCAGAAUCUGUUGGGCCAUGAAAUUCAGAUCCCCCAACCAGUAGAAGAAGCAUGCGGCAAAAGAGAAGAGGAUGAAGUUGAGGUGAAUGCACAAAAGGAUUUGAAUAAUGACUCAAGUAACAACAGAUGGCCUGAUGUUGAAGUGCAAUCACUGAUCACUGUGAGAACUUCAUUGGAGCACAAGGUUCGUCUAAUGGGGUCCAAAGGGUCAAUAUGGGAGGAGAUAUCUGAAGCAAUGCAUGGCAUGGGAUACAAUCGCUCUGCAAAGAAGUGUAAGGAGAAGUGGGAAAACAUCAACAAGUACUAUAAAAGGACAGUAGGGAGUGGCAAGAAAAGGCGUCUCAAUAGUAAAACGAUUUGCGGUGGUGGCAGCUCCAAAGAAAGAGGAAGGUCGGCGGUGAAAGGCGGGAUGCCAUCAUCAUUGAAACGCAGAAACUGCUCAACGCCGGUUUCAUCCGGGAAGUCAGGUACACUACAUGGCUGGGAAACGUAG